CGUUUUUCGGCAAUUUUGCCAUCUGCAAAUUUAAUUUAUCGAGGGCAUUUGUAUUUGCAUUUAGAAUACUUAUGAUUUGUUGGUUGAAAUGAGAGCAGGCGUUAACAAAGUGUAUUAAUGUUGAUGCUUUAUCCAUUCAACGUAAAUAUUUUGAAAGAAAAUCUGUCAAAUUAGAGUAGUUAAAUAGCACAUGCAGAUGAAGAAACGUUAAACAAAAUUACAAUGUUGGAUUACGUAGGGAGAAAGAAGAAAAUUCGGAAAGGAAAAAUUGAAAGGAAUGACUUUGGAAAAGCAAUGAAACAAAUUGCAGAAAAUCUUCAAUAUACUGGGUGUCUUGAUGUGAAAAAGGAUGCACUGUAUGUACUAACACUGUGGAUUGAUUAUAUAAGAGAACUUAAAAGUGAAAAUUCAAGAAUAGAGACGUUGAAAACAAAUUCUUCCCGGAUAGACAAAAUGUUUCAAAAAAUGACUAAAAAAAUAGAGGUAUUAGAGAUGCAAUGGAAUCUUUUGUCGAAAGAGGAUCAAUCCAUAAGAGACAGCCUAUAGUUAGUCACGUUCCUCUUCUAAAAUCUUGCAUUGUUUUCAUGAGCGUGGAUGGAUAUUUCACCUAAACACUUUAAUGACUUCAUGUAGUGAAAGUGCGUUUGUCAGAGAUGUCAAAUUUAAAUAUCAAUCAAUAGUAUUUUUUUUAAAAGAAGUAGUUAUUUAACUGUAGCUAAUUCUUUUAUUCUUUCAAGUUCAUUAAAUUGCACUAAUAAAAUUUAAUGAUAUUAAA
Molecule: messenger RNA, 775 nt
Organism: Saccostrea echinata
Lineage: Eukaryota; Metazoa; Mollusca; Bivalvia; Ostreida; Ostreidae
Exons: 4
Coding region: 223-546 (107 amino acids)
Source: RefSeq, a predicted model, not a curated record